Molecule: messenger RNA, 4086 nt
Organism: Seriola dumerili (greater amberjack)
Lineage: Eukaryota; Metazoa; Chordata; Actinopteri; Carangiformes; Carangidae
Product: cytohesin-3-like
Exons: 13
Coding region: 322-1506 (394 amino acids)
Biological process (GO): regulation of ARF protein signal transduction
Molecular function (GO): guanyl-nucleotide exchange factor activity
Source: RefSeq, a predicted model, not a curated record
CCGCCGCCGUCUCACACCGCGGUCACACACCUCUGAAAUAUCCCAUCUUCACAUAACAACCCCGCUCUCAUUUACACCCAGACCACGACUUCUGCUUUUUUUAUUUUGAAAUGUUUUCCUUUUUUUUCUGUACAUUUCGCCGCUGACAUCUGCGCACCAGUCCACUUCACCCAUCUGUCUGUCAACACAGCACCGGCUUCGACUGUCUUGUCAGUGAAAGGAGAGAAACCCCGUUAAAAACCACUCGGCUAAAUCCAUCUUCCGCGAGGUUCCCGCCGGACACACCUUCUCCUGGACGGCCCUGUCACUGCUGCGAUAAAUAUGGAUGAAGACAAUCACGUUCCUGAGGAUCUGUCCCUGGAGGAGAGGGAUGAGCUGUCAAACAUCCGACGCAGGAAGAGAGAGCUGCUCGAUGAUAUUGAGAGGUUGAAGUUUGAGAUAGCAGAGGUCAUGACGGAGAUCGAGCAGCUGACGUGCGUCGGAGAAAGUAAAACAUCCCAGAGAAACAAACAGAUCGCCAUGGGCAGGAAGAAAUUCAACAUGGAUCCAAAGAAGGGAAUCCAGUUCCUGCUGGAGAACGACCUCCUUCAGCACACUCCCGAAGACAUCGCCCAGUUCCUCUACAAAGGCGAGGGUCUCAACAAGACCGUCAUCGGAGACUACUUAGGCGAGCGGGAUGAUUUCAACAUCAAGGUGCUGCAGGCUUUUGUGGAGCUGCACGAGUUUGCAGACCUCAACCUCGUCCAAGCACUACGGCAGUUCUUGUGGAGUUUCCGUUUGCCAGGUGAAGCCCAGAAGAUCGACCGAAUGAUGGAGGCGUUUGCCUCACGGUACUGCCAGUGCAACCCCGGAGUCUUCCAGUCAACAGAUACCUGCUACGUGCUGUCGUUUGCUAUCAUCAUGCUGAACACCAGCCUACACAACCCAAACGUCAGAGACAAACCCCCCGUGGAGCGCUUUAUCUCCAUGAACAGAGGCAUUAAUGAAGGAGGAGAUCUGCCAGAGGAGCUGCUCAGGAACCUUUACGACAGCAUCAAAAACGAGCCCUUCAAAAUCCCAGAGGAUGAUGGGAAUGAUCUGACGCACACAUUCUUCAACCCGGACAGAGAAGGCUGGCUCUUGAAGCUUGGCGGCCGGGUGAAGACGUGGAAGAGAAGGUGGUUCAUUCUGACCGACAACUGCCUCUACUACUUUGAAUACACAACAGAUAAAGAGCCUCGUGGGAUCAUUCCUCUGGAGAACCUGAGUAUCAGAGAGGUGGACGAGCCCAGAAAACCUAAUUGCUUUGAGCUCUACAACCCCAACCACAAAGGUCAGGUGAUCAAGGCCUGCAAGACGGAGGCGGACGGGCGGGUCGUUGAGGGCAACCACGUGGUGUACAGGAUAUCGGCCCCCACGCCAGAGGAAAAGGAGGAGUGGAUCAAAUCCAUCAAAGCGAGCAUCAGCAGGGAUCCUUUCUACGACAUGCUGGCCACCAGGAAGCGGAGGAUAGCGAAUAAGAAAUGAUGUCCGCCCCAUCUUCAUCACCACUGUUUCUGUGACCAGCAGAGUCCUUGUGUGUGUGUGUGUGUGUGUGUGUUUUUGUGCGUUUUUGUGCGUAUGACGUGUGUUACAGGGCUUAUGAAGGACUCCCGAUUGCUAUUUCAGGGCUGGAGGACAAGCAGCAGACACAGGUGGAGUUUUUCAGACUGAAUGGUUUAUUUCCACCUGAAGACGGUCUGCACCUCAAUCGAAGACUGAUGUGAAUGAAAGGUUUCUAUUUCUUCCGGUGCGGACUUAAACACUGAGGUGACACGGUGUAGAAGGAACUGCAAAAUCUUUACCUAACUGGAUGUUAUUGGACAACAGGAUGAGGACUGGCAGAACAGCCAUGACUGGAAUCAUAGGACAUUUCUACAUAAUGUGGCUGUGGCGAUAUUGCCCUCUGCUGGACCUGUAAGGAAUUACAUCUACUGCACUACAAAGAGAUAGUGAGGAUUUGAAACCUGAACCUCCCUGGUCAUAUGUCAUUCCUUUCAUCCAGAGCGGCUCAUCUGGUUGGUUAUCUGCUCUCUGCCAGCGAGACUCCCAGAUGCCAGUCAACAUUUUAUCUUCACCUCACAUGUCCUUGCCAACACCAACCAUGUUUUAUAAUAUCCUCUAACUACAGAAAGCCUCAAACUUUUAAAUCAGCUGGUCUGAUUGUUAGCCCUCAAGUGACUGUAUCUGUAUAUGCAAACACUGAUUUAUUCAAGAAAAUCAAACUUAGGCUCAUAUUCUUUUUACAUUUACAGUGCACCCCCUUAUUUCCUCUUUGAAAACAAAGAAGUAAACAGUUCGGGGAAUAACACUGAACAUAUAUUCAGUGGAAUGACCCUUGUAAGUGGCCACAGUUUGAAGAAGCUAAAAUGCAUCAUAUAUUAAUUCUGUACGGUUAUGUAUUGAAGAUCCACCUCUGUGAUCAAGUUCAUUUCUUUUGUAUUUAUUUUCUUAUUGUUUAACAAAAGAGGCAGCCCCCGACUUACAUUAUGCAUGUAUAGUAUAUAAUGUACAUACCGUUUUCUUUUUCUUCUUUGUUGUGUUUAUGUAGCAUGUAAAUCAUAAUGGCCAUAGCCUAUACCCGUUCACAUUUUUAGUUCAACAGCUAACAGUUUACAAUAGUGGAAGAGGGACCUUGUGCAGAGCAGUGAAACCUCCUCACUGUGUUAUUACUAAGGAUCAGAUGACACAUGAUGUUAUAUGAAAGAAGAACUCAGUAUGCUGAGAGAGCAUAGGAUGUAAGUGGGUUUUAAAAUACCCUUGAACAAGUGAACUUCAAUCAUGUGAACACUGACUGGAAUCUGAGGACUGUUUUUUUUUUUUUUUUUCCCCCAGACUUGAUCAAACCAACCCACAGGUGGUGCAGCUUUUAGGUUUAAACCUGGUUUGAUGUUGGUUUGGGAAAACUGCUCCUGAAUACUUUGAUGAAGACUUUGAAUAAAAAUACAUGCUGAUCAGAGAACAACUUUUGUGUGAAUUCAGUAAGAGGAGCUCGACUCGCCAAAACUUACCAGGUCUUUGGUUAUUUCAAACAUGGAAACAGUGUUGUGAAUAAAUGAUAGUGAGCUGAGCCGCCUCGCUGACCCUGACCGCUAGAAAAGUGUGUGUAUUUAACAAAACCUGAAUAGAGACGAGUGCCACCAGCUUACACCCUCCCUGACCGUAUCUACAUCAUAAUUUUACUGUAGUGAAAGUUCGUUCAACACAUACAAUCAAUCUAUUCUAUAUAAUAUAAAGGCAGACAGGAGCUUGUUCAAAAGUCCCUGGCAACUCGUCAUUCGUCUCAAUCAGAAUUUUUCAUUCAUUUCAAUGCAACUUGUAAACAACGUCAAAGACCAAGAACAAAUUACAAUUUCUGCCAUUAAUAAAUGUAUUUUAAGGCUUUUACCUUAUACAAUGUAUAAAUUCUGACAUGCUAAACUAAAAGGUAUAACAGCAGUUUUUCAACGUCUGUCUAAAAUUGAAAAAAAAAAAAACAAAACAAAAAAACAAAAGCUAACCAUACUCAUUAUUGUCUUUUGUCCAAAGAAUAUGGUCAAAAUUAACAAGGUUUUUCUAAAAACAGAGCAAAACAACAUAACAUCUACUGAUAAUCCUGAUACAGGAUUUUUAUGUAUAAAAAUAACUGAUAGUACAGUUCAAAAUUAAAUUCACAGUAUUUUUUUUAUGAUGCUAGAAGACACAAACUGUAUUUUUCAUUAAAAAGCAAACACAAAUGGUCCACAGCCAUGAUAACAAAUUUUUGAUGCUUUUCUUUUUGAACAUUUAAAAAGAAAAAUAAUGUGUGAGGAGAGAGAGCGAGCCAGGAUCUAGAGAAAAAUCCGCAUCUUGUGAAAAAGUUUAAAAAUUACAGCGAGUGAAUCUUAGGCUUCAGAGCAAAAUGAAAACAAAACAGGAAAAAAACUGGGAAAUGUCCUCAAGUCUGUCCAGGGUUAGAGUGGAGGUAUCAGUCAGCGAAGCCUUGUUCCCGCCACUGCACUGGUCUGCCUCAUUCAAGAAUAUCUCCCUCCUUCAGUUUGUCUGCUCCCAGUGGGAUCAAAGAAAAAGAAAAAUAGCCAAAAAAAAAAA